CAAUUAGGAGGGAAAUGUUUUUAUUCAGCAGCUACCCCAAAUUACUGUAACAGUUUGAACUCACUGUGCAGGGUGUAGAGUGAAUUCUGAAUGAGUGUCCAGUUCAGGGCUUUUAUGGGAAGAAUGAGAAGCAAAGAGUUUUCCCCCCACAGACCCAAGGAAAUUCCCAAGGUCAUACUGAGGUUUCUGUACAAUUCUUAACAAUGUUUAUCUGUUACUUCUAUUUUACUUUUUGCCAGCCUGACUGUCUGUAUAUUGGGCUGAAACUGUGUGUCCUUUCCCAUCCAGUAGCUCUUGCCCUGAAGUUCUCUGCCGCCUUGUUGGAGAAGCUCUCCUGAGACAUGCAAAUAUCAAGUAAAAAACAAUUAGACAAAAAUCUGUUUCCUGCUGAUCCAGCUGGGAAGAGAACAGUGAACACAUCCCAAGGAGGCCACACCUGAACCUGUGCCAGCACUACCUGGGGUUUCCUGUUUGUAGCACGGGAUCAUCCGUCACCAGGAUCACACCGCCGUCAUGUCCAAGGCAAAGAGCUCCGAGUCCGUGCGGGUGGUCGUGCGCUGCCGGCCCAUGAACAGCAAAGAGAAAACUGCUUCCUAUGAAAAAGUUGUCAAUGUGGAUGUCAAGUUAGGGCAGGUCUCAGUGAAGAAUCCACGGGGAUCAUCUCAUGAACUGCCUAAAACAUUCACCUUUGAUGCUGUGUAUGACUGGAAUUCCAAACAGGUCGAGCUCUACGAUGAGACCUUCAGACCUCUCGUGGACUCUGUUUUGCAAGGGUUUAAUGGGACAAUCUUUGCCUAUGGGCAGACUGGGACAGGGAAAACAUAUACGAUGGAAGGGGUGCGUGGUGAUCCCGAAAAGAGAGGGGUCAUCCCCAAUUCGUUCGACCACAUCUUCACCCACAUCUCUAGAUCUCAAAAUCAGCAAUACUUAGUUAGAGCGUCUUAUUUGGAAAUAUACCAAGAAGAAAUCAGAGACUUGUUAUCAAAGGAUCAGUCCAAGCGGCUGGAGUUGAAGGAGAGACCAGACACAGGGGUUUUUGUAAAGGAUUUGACCACCAUUGUUACGAAAAGUGUCAAAGAGAUAGAGCACAUCAUGAAUUUGGGCAACCAGAACCGCUCCGUUGGUGCCACCAACAUGAACGAGCACAGCUCUCGAUCUCACGCCAUUUUCCAGAUCACUAUUGAGUGCAGCGAGUUGGGACUGGAUGGAGAGAACCACAUCCGUGUUGGGAAGCUCAACCUGGUCGACCUGGCAGGCAGUGAGCGGCAGGCAAAGACUGGAGCACAGGGGGAGAGGCUGAAGGAAGCCACUAAAAUCAAUCUCUCCCUCUCAGCUUUGGGCAACGUCAUCUCUGCCCUGGUAGAUGGGAAAAGCACGCACAUUCCGUACCGGGACUCCAAGCUGACCAGGCUGCUUCAGGACUCAUUAGGUGGCAAUGCCAAAACUGUGAUGGUGGCCAAUAUAGGCCCUGCCUCCUACAAUGUAGAGGAGACACUGACCACACUGAGAUAUGCCAACCGUGCCAAAAACAUCAAGAACAAGCCACAAGUGAACGAGGAUCCUAAGGAGGCUCUGCUGCGGGAGUUCCAGGAAGAGAUUGCUCGACUCAAGGCACAGUUGGAAAAACGGUCUAUUGGCAAAAGAAAGAGGAGGGAAAGGAGGAGGGAGGGUGGGGAAGAGGAGGAGGACACUGAAGAGGGUGAGGAUGAAGGAGAUGACAAAGAUGACUAUUGGAGGGAGCAACAAGAAAAGCUGGAGAUUGAGAAGAGAGCUAUAGUUGAGGAUCACAGCUUGGUAGCAGAAGAAAAGAUGAGGCUACUGAAAGAAAAGGAGAAGAAAAUGGAGGACCUGAGGCGAGAGAAAGAAGCAACAGAGAUGCUGAGUGCUAAAAUCAAGACAAUGGAAAGCAAGCUGCUGGUGGGAGGGAAAAAUAUUGUGGAUCACACAAAUGAACAGCAGAAAAUCCUGGAACAGAAACGACAGGAAAUUGCAGAACAGAAACGUCGGGAGCGAGAAAUCCAGCAACAGAUGGAAAGUCGGGAUGAGGAAACACUAGAGCUGAAGGAGACCUAUAGUUCUCUUCAGCAAGAGGUGGACAUAAAGACCAAAAAACUCAAAAAGUUAUUUUCCAAACUGCAAGCUGUGAAGGCAGAGAUCCAUGAUCUCCAAGAAGAGCACAUCAAGGGGCGCCAGGAAAUGGAACAGACCCAGAAUGAACUCACCAGGGAACUAAAGCUGAAACACCUGAUUAUUGAAAACUUUAUUCCCUUGGAAGAAAAGAAUAAGAUUAUGAACAGAUCAUUCCUUGAUGAAGAGGAAGACAACUGGAAACUACAUCCCAUAACCCGUCUGGAUAACCAGCAGAUGAUGAAAAGACCAGUAUCUGCUGUGGGAUACAAAAGGCCCCUGAGCCAACACGCGAGGACAUCCAUGAUGAAUUACACAGAGGCUCGGUACAGGGCAGAGAACAUCGUGUUACUGGAACUGGACAGGCCCAGCCGGACAACGAGGAACUAUGAAGGUCCAGCCAUUGCUCCCAAGGUUCAGGCAGCUCUGGAAGCAGCUCUGCAGGAAGAAGAUGAGAUUCAAGUGGAUGCCUCAACCUUUGAGAGCACUUCAAAUAAAAAAUCUAAACCCAGACCGAAAACUGGAAGGAAAUCACUGGGAUCCGCAUCAGGAUCAGGCACCCCCAGUUCUCAGCUCUACCCACAGUCACGAGGGCUGGUUCCAAAAUAAAACCAGCAACGCCUCUCCAGGGAGGGAACAGCCUUUACCUUCUGGGAGCAGAGACAAGGACAAACCUGCAGAGAGAGCUCCUGGCCAGCCUCC
This is a messenger RNA of Ficedula albicollis (Collared flycatcher), 2829 nucleotides long. It is a transcript of the gene KIF3B, whose product is annotated as kinesin family member 3B. The record is from RefSeq and is a predicted model, not a curated record. The transcript is spliced from 9 exons. NCBI's taxonomy places the organism in Eukaryota, Metazoa, Chordata, Aves, Passeriformes, Muscicapidae. Gene Ontology annotation, biological process: microtubule-based movement. The coding region runs from base 514 to 2736 and encodes 740 amino acids. Gene Ontology annotation, molecular function: microtubule binding; microtubule motor activity; ATP binding.